AUGUCUCUGUCCACAGAGCAGUUCCAGGUUGUGGGCCCUGAACACCCCAUUGUGGCAGUGCUGGAUGAGGAUGCCAUACUGCCCUGCGCCCUAGUCCCAGCCAUGAAUGCUGAGAACAUGGAACUCAGGUGGUACCGCAGCACAUUCUCACAAGCAGUGUUCAUCUAUUGGAACCAACGGGAACAGACUGAGGAGCAGAUGGUUGAGUACAGAGGGCGGGCCUCACUGGUGAGCAACUUCCUCACCCAGGGGAAGGCUGCUGUUCACAUCCACAAUGUCCAGGUUUCUGACAAUGGAAUAUACACCUGCUUCUUCAGACAUGGAGGCUUCUAUCAGGAGGCUGAUUUGGAACUGAAGGUGGCAGGGAUGGGCUCUGACCCCCAAGUGCACAUAGAAGGGCCAGAAGAGGAUGGAGUGUGCGUGGUGUGCAAAGCCUCAGGAUGGUUCCCAAAAUGA
Molecule: messenger RNA, 456 nt
Organism: Urocitellus parryii (Arctic ground squirrel)
Lineage: Eukaryota; Metazoa; Chordata; Mammalia; Rodentia; Sciuridae
Source: RefSeq, a predicted model, not a curated record